AGUGGUCCCCCUCCUCUACAUAAUUGAACUCUUCUUCUUCACCAAAAUCCAAAACACAAUGACGCAGUUUUGGCAACUCCAUUGACCAAAAUCAUCACCUUCUUUAGCCGGCAUUCCAAAACCACACACACAAUCUUCACAAUUAAUUUCUUCUCUUCUUAUUCUUCCACAUUGCUGAAUGAGAUUCUCUUUUAUGGUUUCAGAUCCGUGAAUGGUUAUGAUGUCAAGAGAGAUUGGUGAAUUAGACAAGUUUAUUUUGUAGUGUUUCGGUUUGGCAAAUGGCAAGAGACCUGUUAGAUUUGUUCUCCAUGAAAAACUGGAGGUUUUCUUCUUGGUCUCUUGCCGCAACAAUUGCUUCGGCUCUGGUAUUGGUUUCUGUAGUUCAUCUCUUCUUGUUCCCUUUGACGCCUUCUUUUAAUUAUUUUAAGCUAGCUUCAGAUUCCUGCAUUUCAACUAAUGCAUCAGAAGAAUUGAUAAGUAAGCAUGGGUGGGAUGAACCUGCAAUUGAUUUGAAGCAUCAGUUUCCAGCUGAUUUGCACGGUUCGGUUGCUUAUAAGGGUGCACCGUGGAAGGCUGAGAUGGGUCGGUGGCUUGCAGGUUGUGAUUCUAUUACAAAGGAAGUCAACAUUUCUGAGGUGAUAAGUGAUAUUCUAAUUCUUGGUUUAUCUUUUCCUCUUUUUUGUUUCUUGUCUUUCUAGGUUGCUAUUUCAGAGGUUUCGUGUUAGUUUUUUUUGCUAAAGUUAUAUGGUUGUUAUUGGCAUUGAGUUAAUCUCUGGUUACCAAAAGUAAAAUUGUACUGCUUGAUAAUAUGAUUGGUUACAGAUAUUAGGUGGCAAUAACUGCAAAAAUGACUGCAGUGGUCAGGGUGUUUGUAAUCGAGAGUUGGGACAAUGUCGAUGCUUUCAUGGUUAUGCUGGAGAUGGAUGCACCAACAAUCUGGAGCUGGAAUGCAACUUCCCAGGAUCACCAGAGGAGCCAUUUGGGCGAUGGGUUGUAUCAAUUUGCCCAGCCAACUGCGACAAAACAAGAGCUAUGUGCUUCUGUGGAGAAGGAACCAAAUAUCCAUCUCGACCACUGGCAGAGACAUUCCACCUUCAGAACCUGAUGGUCCCAAAAUAGUGAAUUGGACAAAAGUUGAUCAAGAUGUGUUCACAACUAAUGGUAGUAUACAAGGUUGGUGUAAUGUAGACCCAACUGAAGCAUAUGCUGGCAAGAUAAAAUUCAAAGAGGAAUGUGAUUGCAAAUAUGAUGGACUUUGGGGCCGAUUUUGUGAAGUGCCUGUUGAAUCUGUUUGCAUUAAUCAGUGCUCUGGACAUGGUCAUUGUCGUGGUGGAUUUUGCCAGUGUGAUAAUGGCUGGUAUGGAGCAGAUUGCAGCACUCCAUCUGUGAUAUCUUCUAUAAGAGACUGGCCUAGUUGGCUUCGUCCUGCUUGGGUUGAUGUUCCUGACAGUGAAAAAUUAAUCAAUCUUAAUGUUGUGGUGGCAAAGAAAAGGCCACUUAUAUAUAUUUAUGAUUUGCCUCCCAAGUACAACAGCCUACUAUUGGAGGGCCGUCAUUUCAAGUUAGAGUGUGUAAAUAGAAUUUAUGACGACAAUAAUGCAACAAUAUGGACAGAGCACCUGUACGGAGCUCAGAUGGCAAUUUAUGAGAGUUUGUUAGCUAGUCCUCAUCGAACUCUAAAUGGUGAAGAAGCAGAUUUUUUCUUUGUUCCUGUUCUUGAUUCAUGCAUCAUAACUCGUGCUGAUGAUGCUCCUCACUUGAGUAUGCAGAGGCAUCAGGGGUUGAGGAGCUCACUUACUUUGGAAUAUUAUCAGAAUGCAUAUUAUCACAUUGUUGAUCAAUAUCCUUACUGGAAUCGCUCAUCAGGAAGGGACCACAUCUGGUUUUUUUCAUGGGAUGAAGGUGCUUGUUAUGCCCCUAAAGAAAUAUGGAACAGCAUGAUGUUAGUGCACUGGGGAAACACAAAUACAAAACAUAACCAUUCAACCACAGCCUAUUGGGCUGAUAACUGGGAUAAGAUUUCAACUAAAAUAAGAGGCAUUCAUCCAUGCUUUGACCCUGAAAAAGAUCUCGUGCUUCCUGCUUGGAAAGUUCCUGAUGCUAACGUGUUGGCUUCGAAAUUUUGGGCUUGGCCCCGUGAAAAGCGGAAGACACUGUUUUUCUUCAAUGGUAACUUGGGACCAGCUUACCCUCAUGGAAGACCAGAAGACUCGUAUAGUAUGGGUAUAAGACAGAAGUUGGCUGAAGAAUUUGGAUCAAGCCCCAACAAGGAUGGAAAACUAGGGAAACAACAUGCAGAAGAUGUCACUGUGACCCCAGUACGUUCUGAUAACUAUCAUGCAGAUAUAGCAAGCUCUAUUUUCUGUGGAGUGCUUCCUGGUGAUGGUUGGAGUGGGCGCAUGGAAGACAGUGUUUUGCAAGGAUGCAUUCCUGUGGUCAUUCAGGAUGGGAUUUUCUUACCAUACGAAAAUGUACUCAACUAUGAUAGCUUUGCUGUUCGAAUAUCAGAAGAUGAAAUUCCUAACAUGAUAAAGAUUCUUCGGGGGUUCAAUGAUACAGAAAUCAAUUUGAAGCUAGCAAAUGUUCAAAAAAUCUGGCAAAGAUUCGUGUAUCGUGAUUCUAUUUUGCUUGAAGCUGAAAGGCAAAAAUCUGCUUUUGGGCAUGUUGAUGAUUGGGCAGUUGAAUUUUUAAAAUUGACAGAGGAUGAUGUCACCACCACUUUAAUACAGGUUUUGCAUUACAAGUUAUACAAUGACCCUUGGAGGAAACAAGUUCGCCACAACAAGAAGUUUGGAUUACCUAACCAGUGUGUGGUAAAUACCAACUGAGGAAGUCAUAAGGGAAUGAAUUACAUGAGUAAAGGUUAAAUAUGUAAAGCAAGGUGAAGGUCAAGUUACUAAGAGAUGUCACUUUCUUCUGUGCAGUAAACCAUUCAAUCAGAGUGGACACACAUUAUUCUUUUUCUCCUCAGAUAAAAUGUCUGUAUCUAUAAGUGUAUCUUGUCUUGAGUUAUUUUGCAUUUGUCUCAUAGGCCGUCACACCGUGAAAUUGUAAAAUAACUAGUGCAUGUGCCCGGUUUGAUGCACAACAUUUGUUUAUUUUUUAGCAUAUUUAAUUAAUUAAUAUUUUUUAUACGAUAAAAAACUAGUUAUGGAGGAAAUAGCUUCUGAAUAAUCUACGUCGUAUUUGAGUUAU
Molecule: messenger RNA, 3195 nt
Organism: Trifolium pratense (red clover)
Lineage: Eukaryota; Viridiplantae; Streptophyta; Magnoliopsida; Fabales; Fabaceae
Exons: 14
Coding region: 891-2828 (645 amino acids)
Molecular function (GO): glycosyltransferase activity
Source: RefSeq, a predicted model, not a curated record